Gorilla gorilla gorilla (western lowland gorilla) is the source of this 2370-nucleotide messenger RNA. It is a transcript of the gene PCNP, whose product is annotated as PEST proteolytic signal containing nuclear protein. Gene Ontology annotation, biological process: protein ubiquitination; proteasome-mediated ubiquitin-dependent protein catabolic process. The coding region runs from base 90 to 689 and encodes 199 amino acids. The transcript has 5 exons. The record is from RefSeq and is a predicted model, not a curated record. Gene Ontology annotation, cellular component: nucleus. NCBI's taxonomy places the organism in Eukaryota, Metazoa, Chordata, Mammalia, Primates, Hominidae.
CACAUCCACUUCCGCUUCCGAAGGCGGCCUCUUUUCAUUCCUCGGGACCGCUCUAGGCUGCCAACACGCCGGCUGGCCCCAAAAACUCGAUGGUUGUUGGGCGGGGUCGUGACGUCCUUGGCGUGGCUGCAGGGGAGGCCGCGGCGGGGAAAAUGGCGGACGGGAAGGCGGGAGAGGAGAAGCCUGAAAAGUCGCAGCGAGCUGGAGCCGUCGGAGGACCUGAAGAAGAAGCAGAAAAACCUGUGAAAACUAAGACUGUUUCUUCCAGUAAUGGAGGGGAAAGUUCCAGUCGCAGCGCUGAGAAGCGAUCAGCUGAAGAAGAAGCUGCCGACCUCCCAACAAAGCCUACAAAGAUCUCCAAGUUUGGAUUUGCCAUAGGUAGUCAGACGACAAAGAAAGCAUCAGCCAUAUCCAUCAAACUUGGAUCAAGUAAGCCUAAAGAAACUGUUCCAACUCUUGCUCCAAAAACUCUUUCAGUAGCAGCAGCUUUUAAUGAAGAUGAAGAUAGUGAACCAGAGGAAAUGCCUCCAGAAGCAAAGAUGAGGAUGAAGAAUAUUGGAAGGGAUACACCAACAUCAGCUGGACCAAACUCCUUCAAUAAAGGAAAGCAUGGGUUUUCUGAUAACCAGAAGCUGUGGGAGCGAAAUAUAAAAUCUCAUCUUGGAAAUGUCCAUGACCAAGACAAUUAAAUGAUGUUUUGAAAUUGGGGUGUGGGGUGGGUGUAAAGUUAAAAGGAACAGUUUCCUUUUUUAAAGAAUGGUAUAAGACUAUCUUUGGAGCCGCUUUUUUUUUCUUUUUCAUUUUUUUAAAAGAUUGAGUGGUACACUAAUAAAUGAGAGUUUGAAAUUAGAGGUAAUUUAUGUUUUAUAUACAGAUUUCAAGACAUUUGCUAAUUUUGUAGUUUCAUGUGAUUAGUUUCCAAAGGUUACAGAUAAUAAAGAAAUCAGAAAUGGUACCUUUUUAAGAAUUGCAUAUUUUUUUAGACACAACUAUUAGCACAUUAAGAGGGAAGCAAAGUUACUGUCUAUUUAAAACUGCAAGCAGUUAACUCUCUUAACUCCCUUAUUACCUAAACUUGUCUGGCUCCCAGGAACAGCCUUAUAGAGAGAGGGAGUAUUGUAUUGGGAAGAAAAUGUUACUGAACUAUUGACUGAAAGUAAAUUUAGAUAAAAUACAGCUUUUUUCCUUAUGGGCAUUUGUUUUGUUUCAAGUCAUCAUAAACUAGGUAUUGCAUUGCUAUUCGUGGAUACAGACGCUUAGCUCUUAAAAGUUUUUUUUUUUUUAUGUAAACUGUUGAAUAUUUGAAAUAGUCCACUUCACCUUAAUGGGUCUUGUCUAUCUUCAUUAGUCUUCAAAGAAAAACCAUUUGCUACCAAAGUAAAUCAGUAUUUUGAAUGUGCUUCUCUUGUUUUUUGUUUAUUAGCUAGUUCCUGUAAGCAUUUCCACCGGAACUUGAGGCAAAUCAUAAGGAAGCUGUUUCUUUUAAAACACAAACCACCACCAAAAAUUUAAAUGUACAUAUUGCUUAAGUAUUUGGCUGUUUUUAUUUUUUAAAUGGUAUAAACACCAAAAAAAAAUUAACAUUGUAUGAAGAUGGAAAACAAGAAGAUGCACUUUCUGUAACUUUGUCUAAGGAUUUAAAUUACUAACUUAUGAACUCCAAUUUGAAUUGAACUAUCGGCUUUCUUACUGGUAAAAUUAUAUGGUUUAUUUUAAAUGCGUACAUAUUGACCAAUGGCCUCUGAAAAAGCACAUUUUAGAUACUGAAAUUGAAGGAAAGAAAAUGCAUCUUCAAACAUUUUUUGGAAUCUCACCACAUAUACUUUGUUAGAUUUGUGUAUUGUAGGGUGUUUGUUUUGUAUUUUUGUAUUGUAUAUGAACUUUUUUUUAAAUGUGACAGUUAAACACAUCUUUAAAAGCAUAGUCACAGACAAAAGCAUACAGUAUAAAAAUUUCCUUGAAAACUCCUACAAUAUUAUAUUUGGAGGCAGCUUCAGACUGUUUUAUUGGUGGUAACUGCUUGCUGAGGUCUUUUAGUUGGUAAUAACUCCAGAGAAGCAGCCUGUGUAUAUUCCUAACACUUUGUUCACUAGCAUUUAAGUUUAGAAUAAGCCCAAGUAAAACAAUGGAAAUGUAUAUAGAACUCUUAGUUCUUACAUGAUUUAAUUAUAUCGAUACAUGAAUUUAACUUACUUUAAUGUAGGCAAACUAUCAAUUUUUUGUCCAUUUUCCUGUUUGUUAAAAUAACAUACCUCUCCUACAUAUUAUUUUCUUGACCCAAAUGAAAUAUUAACCUAAGGUCAAGCUGGGAGAGAGAAAUGACUGAGAUGAAUGUCUUUACUAAAGUACCAAUAAAUUUGUCAAACUCAA